Ostrea edulis (European flat oyster) is the source of this 894-nucleotide messenger RNA. RefSeq lists its product as uncharacterized. Gene Ontology annotation, molecular function: nucleic acid binding. The coding region runs from base 1 to 894 and encodes 297 amino acids. Gene Ontology annotation, biological process: DNA integration. The transcript is spliced from 3 exons. Lineage: Eukaryota; Metazoa; Mollusca; Bivalvia; Ostreida; Ostreidae. The record is from RefSeq and is a predicted model, not a curated record.
AUGGGACAUCCAGGCAGAGACCGAACGACUUCACUUAUCACUGAACACUUCUAUUGGCCAAGGAUGAGGAACGACAUCCAAAGAUGGAUAGAGGAGUGCGACCGAUGUAUGAAGUUCAACACUCCUACGAACCAGAAAGCUGCACUAGUCAACAUCCAAACGUCAUUCCCCCUUGAACUGGUAUGCAUGGAUUAUCUAACCAUCGAGCCAUGUAAAGGUGGAGUCCAAAACAUCCUAGUCAUGACGGAUCACUUUACCAAGUUUACAGAAGACUGGAACCAGACUGCCAAGACCACUGCUGAUGUUUUUUUUAACAACUUCGUCAUUCCCUACGGACUUCCAACGAAGAUCCACUCAGACCAAGGAGCAAACUUCAUGAGCAAGCUACUUCAGGAGCUUUGCAGUUUGACAGGAAUUUCAAAAUCCCGUACCACUCCUUAUCAUCCACCACUCCUUAUCAUCCAAUGGGAAACGGCAUCACAGAGAGUUUGCUUUAGGUACCGUACCACUAACAGAGAGACUCCAGAUGACCAGAAGGAGGACGCUCCUGAUGACGUCAUAGUCAUAUCGCAUGAGGAACCUGGUCCAGAGUCAGAAAUAAUGUCAGAGACGCCAGAUGGUUUAUCAGAAUUAUCCAUUGAGGAACCUGAUCCUGAGGAUGACGAAAACCAGUCUGAGCCAGAUCCUACUCUUCCAAAUACACCACAACCUCCCCCAAAAAUUCACAAGAGUUCGAGUAAAACCAAAGUGGACCAAAGAUUAUGUAAUGUCACAGCAGUUGACCAUACCAGAUUGGAUGCAGAGAGCCACUUACUUACAGAAACUAAUAAAUACUGGAACCUUACAAGACAGACUCUUGGCAAAUCAGGCGCUUGUUUGAACUUUAUAUGGUGA